Messenger RNA from Dissoconium aciculare CBS 342.82, 3320 nucleotides. RefSeq names its product NIC-domain-containing protein. NCBI's taxonomy places the organism in Eukaryota, Fungi, Ascomycota, Dothideomycetes, Mycosphaerellales, Dissoconiaceae. The record is from RefSeq and is a predicted model, not a curated record. Gene Ontology annotation, molecular function: structural constituent of nuclear pore. Gene Ontology annotation, cellular component: nuclear pore. Bases 81 to 2951 code for a protein of 956 amino acids. Gene Ontology annotation, biological process: poly(A)+ mRNA export from nucleus; protein import into nucleus. The transcript has 2 exons.
AAUUUGGAGCGCUCCACUAUAUUUAUUUACAUUUGCAAACACCAGGAGCCCAACACGCGCUCGGAGCAACGCCGCCCAACAUGGAUCAAUCACUUCAGCCAGCGCCAUCUUAUUUUCAGGCGAUGCUGGAUCGCGGCACGAAACGAAACGUCGACGAACCUCAACUGCAGCUCGGAUUGCAGGAUAUCGCGCGCAAAGUGAGGAAGUUGGGUAAAGGCGGACCAUCAUCCCACUUAGCAAAUGACACAAAGGCGCAUUACCUGCUCUCUGCCUCGGGAGUCAACACCAGCAAAGCGAUUGCCGAACUGGAAGAGCUUGUCGGAACAACCGCGCACGAGGCUCCUGGUACAACCGUGAAUGGCGGAGUGAAGGAAGCGUUGGCGCAACAAUAUCAGAGUGACUUUCAAAAAAUGGUUGAUGGACACAUCAAACGUGCGCACGAGGAUUUUGACAAGAUGAUCGAGGAGCGAUUGCACGGAAUCGACUGGGACGCACAUCGCCAGCGUAUCUACGAGCAUUUUGGUUUGAAGCGACCACAGAAUUCAACGUCAGCAUCUGCUGCCGACGGCCUUGCAGGUCAGAGCAGUUUUGGACGUUCGAACCGGCACUCUAGAUUUGGCGGUGGUGCAUCAGGUGCAGGUCGCUCAGCUUAUGGCGUUUCCGGCAUCUCGAAGUCCGUCAUUGGGACGCCUGGUCCGCGGGGUGCUCACAGCAGCGUAUUUGGCGAUAUGUCUGACAGAUUGCCAGAAGGCUCGCGCCCUGCACACGAGGACAGCUUGCAGCGGAAAAAGCAAGGGUUGUAUUCUGAUCGAAUCAAGGACCUGAACGUCGCCCGGCUGCAGAAAGGAGCAUACCCUAUUCUCACUCGAUUUGCGGAAGUAGAAAAUGAGCCAUCCAACGAGGAUACCACCAUGCUUGUCAAUGCUUAUCAAGCGCUGAUCGACAUCACUGGAGAAGACGCGCGCAAAACAAGUGUCUCGGAGCCUGGUGUUGUGAAGGAGCGUCAAUUCAUGAAUAGUUACCUGGACGAGAAUCCCAAUUCGCCUCAGCAAAUGGCUAUUCGCAAGCGUAUCAUAGACGGAUCUCGGAAAUUUCUCGAGAAUAACUUUUUCGCUCAAUUAGAAACUGUCGUGAAUAAGAACCCCAGGGAGGCGAACAUGGGCGGUGUCCCUACCUCGCUCGCAAAGGUCAAGGGUUUCGUUAGAGUGCGCGCGGCGCGUAAAGAGCUUGGGCCUGAUAUCGAAAGUCUGCAGGAGGUCAACGGCGAUUACUGCUGGGCCGUGAUCUUCUACCUACUGCGUAGUGGCCUGUUUCAGGAAGCGCUUCAAUACGUUGAGGAGAACAUUGCAGCAUUCCGGCAGAUUGACCGUUCGUUCAUCGUCUAUCUCCAGGCCUAUGUCAACAGCGAUGAUCGGAGACUCCCAGAAAAGUUGAGUACAAGUAUCGAAAAUGAGUAUUCAUCACGCCGACGAUUGGGCCCUCAGGACGCUAUCGACCCCUACAAGAUGAUGUGCUGCAAAAUCAUUGGCCGCUGCGAGCUGGGUCGCAGAUCUCUAGACGGAAUCACCAACGACAUGAUGGACUGGAUCUGGCUGCAGUUUGCGCUCGCGCGAGAAUCCACUCGGGCUGACGAAUUCCAGCACCAAUCCUUUGGUCUGGAAGAUGUGCGACAUGCCAUUAAGGACAUUGGUGACCGUUACUUCGGCUCUGGCAGUGAAAUCGCGAACGCGCCCACGACAUUUUUCUUCAUGCAGAUUCUCGCUGGCAUGUUCGAGAAAGCUGUCGCAGAUCUCUAUCCUCACAAUUACGUCUCGGCCGUGCACUUCGCGAUCGGGCUCGACUUCUAUGGACUGUUGCGUGUUAGCGAUAUCAGCAACAGCGACGAUCUCCUGACCACCACAACUAGACAGCAAUCUCAGAUCGCAUUUGGUAGCAUGGUCGGAUUGUACACACGCGACUUCCGCACGGCCAACGCCAGCGCUGCAGUCGACUACAUCACCCUAAUCUGCCUGAACGCUGAUCUGACAGGUGAUAUCGGGAGAGCCCAGCGCGAGCUAUGUCACCAAGCUUUGGCUGAGGUAGUGCUGGAGACCCGCGAAUUUGCCCAGCUACUAGGUGACAUUCGCGCAGACGGCCAGCGCAUCAUGGGCGCAAUUGAAGCCCGACUACCGCUCAUUGGCUUGGCUGACGAGAGGGAGUUCCUGAAGCAUGUCACCCUCGUGGCUGCCAGAACCGCAGAAGAACAAGGGCGCGUGACUGAUGCAGCACUGCUCUACCAUCUGGCAGAAGAUUACAACAAAGUUUUACAAGUGGUCAAUGACGCAGUCUCACAAGCUCUUACGACGGACAUUGGCGAGAAGCCCGCUCGUUUGACACCUUUGAAACCGCGCGACACGAAUAGCCAAAACAACCUGGGAGAUGGUCAAAUACAAGCAAGCUUGAGCCUCACCGCAGUGGACGAUCCAAUUCAGCUUGCCAGAGAUUACAAGCAAUUAUAUAACAGUGAUGCUAUGUACUCAAAUCGCAUUGAGCGCAAGAACAGCGAAGCAUGCGAGGUCCUCUUGCAACUGGCAGAGGCGCGUCGGUUGUUAGAGGCCUGCCAGUGGUCGCAAGUCGUUGAUGCUGUCGCCAAAUCGGACAUUCUACCCACAAAUGUUGUCGAUGGUAGCAUAACGGCGAUCCGAAACAAGGCGCAAGCGUUUGAAGUAUUGCCAACAUGCAUUUCCCGCACUGUUGGUCAUGUCAUGGUAUGGACCGUCAUGUCGUGCAGCAAUCUUGCUGAGCGUUUGCGACGACAGGAGUUUGAGAAUGGCAUUCAGCAAUCCACCAUCCAGCGCUGUAUUCAGACAGCCAAGGAUGUCAUGGUAUUUGCUGGUCUUAUUCGCUACAAACUACCCGCCAGAGUCUGGGAGACGCUGGCAAGGGCAGGGCAAGACUUGAAUGCCUAUUAAAGAUUGGCACGGAGAAAUAGACAGUUUUAGUUGCGGUGAGAAUGUUUGUAUGAUGAAAUUGUAGGUGUUUGUAACACUAGUAAUAUUUCGACAUGAAACUGGAAUUUGUGUCGGAUUUGAAUUUGGCCAGGAAUCUGGUCAGAUGCCACUCGCGCUUAUUAUGCCUUUGUGUCCUGUUCCGAAACAAAUCUCCAUUCUCUACAGACGGUCAGAUUGCGUGCAAUUGUAUUGCAGUUGUUUCGACAUGCAAAGCAUAGACAAGCACAUCCUCAUUGCGACCGCAUAGAAACAUGUAUAUAUCAAAAUGUGGUUUAAAUGCAUCAUUGCCUUCUCAGAGGAUGAACAUUCCCCAAAGUCCAUUCGCACAUC